GCAGUGGGACGUCUCGGCAGGAAAAGACAGCGGCUUCCUCUUCCGGGGUCAGGAGGUCGAAGGACAAGCUGUCGGAUGUGCUGGGUCGCUUUCAGGGAAAUAUGGAUGUAAACACCGAUUGUUUAAACGCUGAGUAUGGAAGCAAAGCGGGUUACAUCCUCAGCAAUGUGGCCGAAGUAGUGGAGAGGAUACUGACGUUCGUGCCGACCAAGUCACUUCUCCGUAGCGCUUGCGUGUGUCGCCUGUGGAGGAACUGCGCUCGUCGGGUACUGAGGACCCAGCAGCAGCUGGGCUGGGUGUCAGCCACCGGCUCCUCCAGCUCAGAAGGACACGUUCUCUACAGGACUUUGGCCGAAGAAGUCGAGAACAUUUACCUGCUGCCACAGACGGUUCUUUUAAUGGCCGACAGCGAGACCAUCAAUGGACGUUCCUACUGGCCGAAAAAAGCAAAGACCAUGUGCAGUUCUGACGUGGCUGAGGACCUCAAAAGACUGUUUCCCAAAGGCUGUGACAUCCUUGGGAUCGCCACCCCUGGCAUUGUGUUGACCCCUAGUGGGCAGCCCUCCAGCCAGCCGCAGGAGCACCAGGAAGGGGAGGCCGGCUUCGCCCUCAUGAUCCCCAGCAUGGAUGGGGUGACUAUCAGGCCCUUCCACUUCUGCAAGCAGACACUCUCUAAGACAGCCCUGGAGGAAGCAGGUCUCGUGGGUGACCCCGAACUGCGUGUAGUGCUCCUGUUCGGCUACCAGGCUUUCAAGGCGGGCGGCCCACGCUUCCUGCACCAUAUUCUGCAGCCUCUGGCACAGAGCAGUGUCCUCGUCGCUGGGGGCCAUGUGGAGAGUGUCUUUUCCCACUCCAGGAUAUGCUGUGGGCGGGGCUCAUACGGCGUGGUGGGCCUGACGCUGAGCGGGCCUCGGGUCCAGGGGGCCUCGGUGCUUCUGGACCAAGACGUGACCACAGAGAAGGCGGCCGAGGCGGCGGUGCAGCGGCUGAAGGCGGCCAGCAUCCCCGAGCACAACACGCUGGGCUUCAUGUUCGCCUGCGUGGGCCGCGGCCAGAACUACUACAACCAGCGCGACGUGGAGGUGCACGCCUUCCGCAAGGUCUUUCCCAGCAUCCCGCUCUUCGGUUUCUUCGGCAACGGUGAGAUCGGCUGCGACCGCAUCGUCACGGGCAACUACAUGCUGACCAACUCGGACGCCGACGGCCUCCAGCACGGCUUCACCACCGUCAUGACGCUGGUGCACCUGGGAUAGCGGCCUGCGGGGGAGGGGCAGCCGGCCGGGGGGGGCGGGUGAUCCUCGGUGCCGUCCCACGCCUGCUCUCUCAGCCUUCCGGCUCCGCCUCCUUGACGGCUUGUGGCUCGGUGUGAUACAAACCGGCAUCUUGUAGGAUAGAGUAACUGUGUCUUUAGUCCCAGCAGAGGUUACUCCGGUUCAUCCCCAGCAUUAACUAGAUCUUUCUUCGGCCAUUUAGACCCAGCUUUUGUCGAAGCGCCGUAUUUUCCCCACACUGAAAUCCUUGCUAUCAGCAUUUUUGCUCUGGUCUCGCGCUUUGGAUUGCCAUUGAGGUAGAGACGCAUGCCGACGAUGCCCGAGUACUGACCGGUGCUCGUCUUCGAAUGUGAGUCCCUCAGGGCGGGGCAGGUCAGUCACCCAGAAACGAAAUCGAUAGGGGCACCCCGUGGAGGUCAGACAGAGGGUUCCUCCCCUUUUCAUCCUUUUUAUUGUGCAAUAAAGCAUCAUUAUGCGUGUUAGUGUGAACCACGCCUGAUUGGUGUGGCCAUGGCGAUGGGCUGAGGCGUGGCCUCUGAAGGCCCGCCCCCUGCUCUGGUUGUGUGGACCUUGCUGCUCAGCCCAUCAUACCGCACUGUGAGCCUUGCUUCUGUGUGCCAUGUGACUGGAUUUUCUUAUUGACAUUAAGUGAUUACUUAUUGACCACCUCUGGUUGUUUAAUUUGAGUGUUUUUCUGUGGCCUUUAGUGAAUCCUCUGCUGCUCCAGAUUUACAAAUGGCUCUUUUCCAGCCCCCCCCCCCCCCCCACCCCAAUGCAGUAUUAGAGGACAGUAAUGCUGUCACUUCGAAGGUCCGUUUCAGUUCGUGCAGUGUGAUUUCAAGGGAAGAGAUGCCCAUCCUCACAGACAUGAUGACAGGAGCUGACCUGAUUGUCUCAGUAAAUUGUGGACUUUUACGUUUUGAGUGUCCCCCACCGUGAAUCGAACCUGCAGACAGCGGCACUGCCCUCGGCGACCUCUGCUGUGACGUGCCCCGGGUUCGAAGCCCUUCGGUUGUUUUCGCUGCUGCCCCGCAGCGGCUCCCCUCCUGUUUGGUGUCUGUCCUUUUUCAUUUCGGGAAAAUUGAAUUUUCCUCAAGCGGAACAUUUUUGGGGCCAUUUGUGAAGAUUAGCUCUCGCUGCGUCUUAUUACAGGGAGUUUGGACACAUUUCACGCUGUUCGGCCUUAAUAAAGUGAGCGGGAGUUCUCUACGUUGCAUAUGCACCUGUGUGUUCACCUCCUCUGUCAUUAACAUUCCCAAUAAACAAGUCAGUCUGUCCUCAA
This is a messenger RNA of Paramormyrops kingsleyae, 2553 nucleotides long. RefSeq names its product F-box protein 22 (gene fbxo22). Gene Ontology annotation, molecular function: protein binding. The record is from RefSeq and is a predicted model, not a curated record. Lineage: Eukaryota; Metazoa; Chordata; Actinopteri; Osteoglossiformes; Mormyridae. Gene Ontology annotation, biological process: positive regulation of proteasomal ubiquitin-dependent protein catabolic process; protein polyubiquitination; regulation of skeletal muscle fiber development.